Molecule: messenger RNA, 963 nt
Organism: Photinus pyralis (common eastern firefly)
Lineage: Eukaryota; Metazoa; Arthropoda; Insecta; Coleoptera; Lampyridae
Product: KRAB-A domain-containing protein 2-like
Exons: 1
Coding region: 1-963 (320 amino acids)
Biological process (GO): DNA integration
Molecular function (GO): nucleic acid binding
Source: RefSeq, a predicted model, not a curated record
AUGGAUCACAAUGAAAUGCGCCGCAGGUUUACUAAAAAUAUAAACGCUAUCAUAGAAAUCAAACGCGAUGACAAUAAAUCUUUUUUAAGCGUUGACGAAUAUAACAAACGUAUUGAUGAAGUUAAAGAGGCAAAAGCUUUACUGUCAACACCCGGCUCAGAAAAAGGCAUGAAGCACUAUAGGCGGGUGCGUAAAUAUGACGUCAUUACAAUAGGUGGAAAAGACCGUCUAAUUAAACCUGUUGCUCAAACAGCUGAAUCGAAGGUCCUGUACUACGUCACUAAUGGAGAAUUGUUUGAUAUUAUUCAUAAUGCUCACUUAGCUAUAGGACAUGGUGGAAGAAAUCGAAUGAUUGCUGAGAUAAACAAACUCUACUGCAACAUUACCAAAAAAACGAUAAUGGUAUACCUACGACUCUGUACUCAGUGUCAGAAAAAAAGUAGUACUCCAAAGAAAGGGUUAGUUCCUCGACCUAUCCCGCAUUCCAAUUUAAAUUCACGUGCUCAGGUUGAUUUGAUUGACAUGCAAUCGCAAAGUUACAACGAUUACCGUUUUAUUAUGGUCUAUCAAGACCAUCUUACAAAGUUUGUUUUGCUGAAACCGUUAAGAACCAAAAGGGCAGAAGAAGUCGCGUUUAAUUUAUUAGAAAUAUACACUACCUUUGGAGCACCUUUAAUUCUUCAUUCAGACAAUGGUCGAGAGUUUGUCAAUUCAGUUCUGGUAGAUUUACAUGCGAUGUGGCCAGAGGUAAAAAUUGUUCAUGGCAAACCUAGACACAGCCAGAGUCAAGGAUCGGUUGAGCGUGCCAAUAGGGAUAUUGAGGAAAUGUUAGGCGCGUGGAUGGAUGAAAAUCAAACAACAGACUGGCCUUCAGGAAUGAAAUUUAUCCAGUUCAAGAAAAACCGUGCACUUCAUUCUGGUAAAUGGGUUUUAUGCAACACAACAAAGUUCAGAAAAAUUUAA